This is a messenger RNA of Coregonus clupeaformis (lake whitefish), 3637 nucleotides long. Its product is annotated as TBC1 domain family member 25-like. Bases 107 to 2785 code for a protein of 892 amino acids. Gene Ontology annotation, molecular function: GTPase activator activity. Gene Ontology annotation, cellular component: autophagosome. NCBI's taxonomy places the organism in Eukaryota, Metazoa, Chordata, Actinopteri, Salmoniformes, Salmonidae. The record is from RefSeq and is a predicted model, not a curated record. The transcript has 7 exons. Gene Ontology annotation, biological process: activation of GTPase activity; regulation of autophagosome maturation.
GUCUGGACAAAGCGGCGACGGAGAAAAUGAGUCGCCGCAAUCGGUCUCUUCUCGUUUUACAAAUGGCUAUAAUAUAAGAAAAAUAUAAAGUGAAUACAACGGUCUUAUGUCCAGUGAACUCCUAAACAUGGCAACUGAGGAGGAGAGGGGCGUAGUGCGUGUCAAAGUCAAGAAGUGUGAGGGGAUGCUGCCAGUGGAGUUCCGCUCGUUUGCUGUGGAUCCUCAGAUAACGUCACUAGAGGUGCUACAGCACAUCCUCAUCCGAGCUUUCGAGUUAAAUGGCAAACGCAACUUUGGGAUAAGUUACCUCUCCCGGGACCGUGGAGGUGUGGAAGUGUAUCUCUCUCUCCUUUCUGACUGGGAUUUAGAUGCUGCUUUUGUCAGUGCUGCUAAACCUUAUCUACAGCUCAAGAUGGACAUUCAUCUCUCCGAAGACAGUCCCGUUAUGGAAGAAUGGGACAUAAUAAGCCCCAAAGAUGUGAUUGGUUCUGACCAGCUUCCUGGGGAUAGGAGGUCCUUGGCGGCUGCCGCCCUUCCCUUCACCCAGUCCCUGCUGUCCCAGAUGAUGGGUCGAACGCUGUCCAGAGUACAGCAGGCCUUGAGCUGGUCGUACGGGGAGGAGGUGAAGCCUUUCAAGCCCCCUCUGAGUGAUGCCGAGUUCCACAGUUACCUCAAUGGCCAGGGCCAGCUGUCCCGGCCAGAGGAACUGAGGCUGCGCAUCUAUCAUGGUGGGGUGGAGCCCUCUCUACGCAAGGUUGUCUGGCGAUACCUCCUGAACGUGUACCCCGAUGGGCUGACCGGUCAGGAGAGAAUGGACUACAUGAAGAGCAAGACUAGGGAGUAUGACCAGCUGAAGGGGGAGUGGUCAGCAAGGGCCAGUCCAGAGGACCUGGAGUUCAUCAGGGGCAACGUACUGAAGGACGUCCUGAGGACCGACCGGGCCCAUCCCUAUUACGCCGGCUCAGAGGACAGCCCCCACCUCACUGCUCUCACCGACCUGCUUACCACCUUUGCCAUUACACAUCCACAGGUGUCGUACUGCCAAGGCAUGAGUGAUAUUGCUUCUCCGAUACUUGCCGUCAUGGACAAUGAGGCACAUGCAUUCAUCUGUUUCUGUGGCAUCAUGAAACGCCUAGAGGGCAACUUCUGCCCGGAUGGCCAAUUCAUGUCCGUCAAGUUCCAGCAUCUGAAGCUGCUACUGCAGUACUCCGACCCCGAGUUCUACUGUUAUUUGGUGUCCCGCGGAGCUGAUGACCUGUUCUUCUGUUACCGCUGGCUGCUCUUGGAACUCAAACGGGAGUUUGCCUUCGACGAUGCCCUGAGGAUGCUGGAGGUCACCUGGAGCUCCCUGCCCCCUGACCCUCCUGAAACAGAAGUGGAGCUUCUUGGGCCGCCGCUAGAAACAGACCAGACCAUAGUGACAUGUGAGAGUGGUGUUGAAAAGAGGCCCGCCAUUACAGGGGAUGCUGGUGAAGAAGGGGAGCAGAAAGAGAAGCAGCGGAGACGACACAUGUUGAGGCCCUCAAGAGAGGAGGCAGAUGGGGGGAGAAGGAUCAAAAUGGAGGAAGGAAAGAGGGAGGACAGAGGAGCCAGAAGAGAGGGUGAGGGGAACUUUGACAUGCCUUACGUAGGAAAGGAGCAGGCGCACAACAAUGUGCCUGUUCCUUCCUUCGAGAAGCAGACCAGUUUUGAUGAGUUCAAAUACUACAGUGCACGGAACAAGGACAGCUUAGAUUUCGAGGAGAGAGCCCCACCAGAGGGUCCUGUUGAGAUGGAAGCCUCCUCGCACCCAGGGGAGAGAGCGCAUCUUAUAACGGACGUUGACAAGUCCUCCAACCCAGAUACAGAGGAGAGGAGCUCCCCAAAUGGACAAAUAGCCUCUCCGGCCUCCUCGUUUCCCCCUGGCCUGCCAAGCUGGAAGAAUGGUUCCUCUCUGUCUCCAGGGUCCACUCCCUCCCCCUCGAGUUGGAGAGGUGCCUCCCCAGACACCCCGUCACCAAAGUUCACCUCUCCCAUUUUACCCAACGGAAGGGUUGAGUCGCCAGAGAAAGCCACAAGAGGGUUUGCUUCCUUUGCCUCGGUGCCGAAUGGAACCGGAGCCAACUCACCCGCUACCCCCACAGGGAGGUCCUUGGUUUCCUCUCCGCUGUUGUCUCGAGCGUUGCUCUCCUCGCCUAUUUUGUCCUUCGGGAGAGCUCUUCCUUCGCUGCCCGUCGGAACGGUGAACAAGUCCUUUUCUAGUAACCUCCAAUCUCCUUGCAGCAGAGCCUCCAGCACCGCGCCCCACACUCCAAAUUCAACCAAACCAGAGAAUACCACCAUCAAACCUUGUUCCCUGCCACCUCCUCAAGAGUUUGGCAAAGGAAAUCCUUUCAUGUUGUUCCUGUGCCUGUCGAUCCUGCUGGAGCAUCGAGACCACAUUAUAAAGAACAGCUUUGAUUACAACGAGCUGGCUAUGCACUUUGACCGCCUUGUUCGUAGACACAAUCUGGGCAGGGUGCUGCAGCGCGCCAAGGCCUUGUUUGCGGACUACCUGCAGAGUGAGGUAUGGGAUUCGGAGGAAGGGGACGAGGUCAGCUCUGAUUCGCCCACCACAGUCACUGCUGCUCUGCACUCCCCGCCCCCCUCGGCCACCAGGCCUCUUUUUACCCCUUUGUCAUCCCCACAACCAUCCUCCCCAAACUCCACCUAUAACCUGGCUGACACCAUACCUUCCCCUUCUUCACCUCUCCCUCUCUCCUUCUUGACUUCUGUCACUAUAUCCCCAACACACUACAAUGACUAAUGGUGGCCUACUCUAGCUGUUUGUCCCAUUAUCGUUGCUCAUCUCAUUUAGUUCUCCACCCAUACCAGACUUGACUGGAAGGUUACUACUGAUAGUUUUCCCUGUGUAUGCUGUCAAUAUUGCUCUUCUCUCCAUUUCCUCUAAUCAACAAAUCCUCAUGCUUACUCUUGCCUUGCUAUGCACGCUUCCAUCAAGUUUUCACUGUUUCACAAUGUUCUAUUUUUGCCUUCUCUUUUAGUUACAGGGAUAAUAAAAUGUUUCAAACACCUUUUUAACUUCAUAUUAGGGCCCAGGGCUGGACACGUUUAUCGCGUGUUGCCCACAGAACCUUAUAUUGGAUAAGCCACAACUGUGUCUUCUUGACCAAAGCGCUGUAGUUGUGUGAUCACACUGCUAAGAACCAACACUGCCACGUUGCUAGUCUUGACUGCGCUAACGGCAGUGUGUGUGGUUACUGGUUGAAGCCCUGCCCCUUUAUUCCCUGACUUGGCUACAGUUGGAGGGAGCGGUGGGCACUGGCCAUUGGAACUAUAGAAAAAUAUGAACAACAUGUAUAUGAAUGAGUCUUGUGAUUCCCUUAAAUGCCCUCUUCUUGAGAAUAUGUAAAAUAUGCCUGUAUUUGACCGCACACAUCCCAUCAUAGUGAUUAUGAGGACAUAACAACUGAGUUUUGUAAAUGUUAUAUUCAUGAGUCAUAAUUGCAUAUUUAUAAUUGCAUUGUGUUGAUCACCUCGGUUAUCUUUACCUUUUCUAUCAAAAUAAUUUCAGUACUGUAUAUUAUUUUGUGUUGCAAGGUCACAUUUUAAGUAUCAAGGUGAGAUGAAGUUCUUUCCAAAUAAACUAUGAAGUAUG